CCUUGCCUUCUGCUUUGCUCCGUGUUUUGCCUCGGUUUUUUUUUUUUCUCUUUGAUUGAGUCGAGAUUUGAUUAGGAGCAUUUACAUUCAGCUAGCGAUCCGAUUUCAAUAUUCGAGAUGUCUGAUUACGAGGAUGAAAUGGAGGUGGACGCCCCGUCCAAGAACGCGAUCCAGUUCAGCUCCGAUAACACCAGUGCUAAGUCCAAAAGACCGGCAGCAGAUCUGCCAAUUGAGGCUCAAGACAACCUCCCCUGGGUUGAGAAAUACCGACCGAAUACUCUAGACGAUGUCUCCGGACACCAGGAUAUCCUAGCCACGAUCAACAAAUUCGUCGAAGCCAACCGACUUCCACAUCUCCUUCUCUACGGACCCCCUGGUACGGGUAAAACAUCUACUAUCCUCGCGUUGGCACGACGGAUAUAUGGCAGCAAAAACAUGCGGCAGAUGGUGCUGGAGCUCAAUGCCAGUGACGACCGUGGUAUUGAUGUCGUCCGGGAGCAGAUCAAGACUUUUGCUAGCACAAAGCAGAUUUUCUCGAUGGCACCCGCAUCUGCCUCCGGUGGCUCCUCGCUCGCAUCCUUCAAACUCAUUAUUCUUGAUGAAGCCGACGCAAUGACGGCGACUGCACAGAUGGCACUUCGCCGGAUCAUGGAACGGUACACCGCCAACACCCGAUUCUGCAUUAUUGCCAACUAUACACACAAACUCUCUCCCGCCCUUCUCUCCCGUUGCACUCGAUUCCGAUUUAGUCCUUUGAAAGAGAAGGAUAUCCGAAUUUUGGUGGAUCAGGUGAUCGAGAAGGAGCAGAUCAACAUUCAGACGGAGGCAGUAGAGAGCCUGGUUACGUUGAGCAAGGGUGAUAUGCGACGGGCCUUGAACGUCCUUCAGGCUUGCCAUGCGAGCAGCAUACCCCUUCCCAUGAAGGAUGCGUCUAAAGACCAGCCACGUCCGGAGCCGGAGACGAUCACGAAUGAAACGAUUUACGACUGUAUUGCCGCCCCCCACCCCUCUGACAUCGAAGAGAUAAUGCGAACUCUUCUGAACACAAGUGAUAUCACCUCCUGUCUCAACACCAUAAAUACCAUCAAGACCAACAAGGGUCUUGCUUUGGCGGAUAUUUUGUCUGCGUUGGGCGAUCAGCUGCAACGAGUAGAAGUCCCCGCGCAAACCAGGAUCACCUGGCUGGAGGGACUGGCGGAAAUAGAAUGGAGACUAGCGGGAGGGGGUUCCGAAACAGUGCAGACCGGUGGACUGGUGGGUGUUGUAAGAAACGGCUGUGAACUGAUGGAUCGGUAG
Molecule: messenger RNA, 1296 nt
Organism: Aspergillus homomorphus CBS 101889
Lineage: Eukaryota; Fungi; Ascomycota; Eurotiomycetes; Eurotiales; Aspergillaceae
Product: replication factor C subunit 3
Exons: 5
Coding region: 118-1296 (392 amino acids)
Biological process (GO): DNA repair; DNA-templated DNA replication
Cellular component (GO): DNA replication factor C complex; nucleus; Rad17 RFC-like complex
Molecular function (GO): DNA clamp loader activity; ATP binding; DNA binding
Source: RefSeq, a predicted model, not a curated record